UUUGGCAAGUCUCUGUUUGCUUUUGGACCAACAUUGAGUGCCGGCAACAACAACUCUGCUUACAGUCAUCCUCCCAGUGGGUGUGGGCAAGAGCAGCAGCUGAAGCGUCAUCUGCUACACAAUGGGGAGGGGUCUCCGGCCCCCACUUCUCUUCCACCCCCGGGUGGGGUUUGUGGCGACAUGAGGGGGUCAAGCCCAGCCAAAGACAGCCCUGGCCACAGUAAUCGGAACAGUGCGGCCAGCAGCGACAGUGGGCGAGGUUGCAGCACUGGACAUGCUGAUAUUAAA
Molecule: messenger RNA, 288 nt
Organism: Candidula unifasciata
Lineage: Eukaryota; Metazoa; Mollusca; Gastropoda; Stylommatophora; Geomitridae
Source: the annotation of a GenBank genome assembly